CUUUCCCCCCAUCAUUACAUCACGGUCCGCAUUUAAUGGAAGUAACGGAUAAUUUAAACAACUUUGCGCUUCCUCCUCACGUUGUCACCAGCCAGUCACGGAUGCGCCACUGUCGGAAGGGAGGGGGAGCAGAUUCCCCCCCAAUAGCCUCCGCGUUUGUUUUGGUCGUCGCGGUGAGUGACAUUCCUGUGGAUCAAAGAUCGCUUUCAUUUGCUUAAUAGGGAAACUCGCGGCUGCGGCAGUUGGGAAGCUGCUGUUCUGUUUGAAAGGCGAGCUCGGCGCGGGAAGUGAGGCGCGGACCAUGGCCAAGGAGCCUCUGGCGUAAAAUAAUGGUCUUGCUUCUGCCGCAGUCAUGGCUAAAGCCGGCAGCAGAUGCGCUCCGGACGGCGAAUCCAGAGUGGCAACCGCCCCGUCGGACCGGGGAGAGGCCCGGGACUUUGCAGAACCCCGGGAACUGUCUCUUGAAGAAGUGCUGAAAUCCUACGAGCAGCCUAUAAACGAGGAGCAAGCAUGGGCAGUAUGCUACCAGUGCUGCAGUUGGCUUAGGGUACCGCGCCUGAACCGAACAGAGGACAGGACAGUUUACCAGGUGAAGAACCCAUCCUCAAUAUUCCUCCACCGAGACGGGACCGUUUCUCUGCAUUCGGAACCCUGGAACAGCAACGAUGACACGGGAGCGCUCUCCUACCCUCCUGUUGCUGAAAGCCAGCUGGUGCAGUCCCUGGGCGUGGCCAUCUACAAGGCCCUGGACUGGGGUCUGGACGACAGCGAGGAGCGGGAGCUGAGUCCCCAGCUGGAGCAGCUGAUCGACCGCAUGGUGGGGGGCGCCGAGAGUGGCGAGGCCGGCAGCGAAGCCGGGGGGAGCGGUGUGGCCGACGAAGGCUACAGCGGCCAGGAAGGAGAGGAGGAGGAUGAGGAGGAGGAAGAAGAGGUGCUGGGGGAGGGGGGAGGCGACGGGACUGCUGCUUGCGCUGUGCGCACCUUCCGGCAGGUGAUGGCGCUGUGUGCCACCCGGCUGGCCAACCCUGGCCUGGCGCCGGAGCACUACCAGGCUGUGUGCCGGGCCCUGUUUGUGGAGACGCUGGAGCUGCAAACCUUCCUGACCAAGAUAAGGGAUGCCAAGGAGAUGCUGAAGAAGAUCAGGAAGGAGGAGAGCAAGGAGGACAGGAGUGUGGCCGAGCUGGACGACCUCAAACACACAGACUGGGCUCGUCUGUGGGUGCAGCUGAUGAAGGAGCUGCGUCAGGGGGUGAAGCUGAAGAAGGUGGAGGAGCAGCCCUUCAACCCGCUGGCCACCGAGUUCAGCCUCACGCCCUUCGAGAUGCUCAUGCAGGACAUUCGCUCGCGCAAGUACAAGCUGCGCAAAGUCAUGGUGGACGGUGACAUCCCGACAACAGUGAAGAGGAAUGCCCAUGAGCUCAUCCUGGAGUUCAUCCGCUCCAGACCACCUCUAAAGCCAGCGUCAGAGCGAAGCAUGCCCCCACCACCACAGCACCAGCCGUCCCUCCAUGAACGUGUGCUGGAGGAGAUCCGUCAGGAACGCAAGCUCCGGCCUGUGGACCCUCCCAACUCUAAGAGGGCAUUUGGCUCCCUGCCCUGUCUGGCGCACACCUGCUCCUGUGACAUCAAGUCCACAUCCUGUAUAGACCUGUCCAUGACUGAUGCAGGUCCCCGGCCCCCUUCCAGACCUAGAGUCCUGCUCAAAGCGCCCACGCUCCAGGAGAUGGAGGAGAUGAACAUCUUUGAGGAGGAGGAUUCCCCCUGCAGCGCGGAGAUUCGGCGCGUGGAGAGCUCUCCGACGCCGCUGAAGCGUGACCGCUCCUUCUCGGAGCACGACCUGGCCGAGCUGCGGGGCGAGAUGCUGCCCUCGUUGUCGGGGUCGGGCCACCUGGGCAUCCCCGAGGGCGUCACCAUGAGGGAGCGGCCCCGCGCCAACACGCUCACCGGAGCCUGGCCCGUGCCAACCUACAGAGCUUCUUUCCCUGUAGCUGGCUGGAUGUCCUCAUCCCCUGCUCGCUGCUCGUUGAGUUCUGUGGAGGAGGCGUCAGAAGGGGUAUCGAGCAGCGUCUCCCCCUCCCCUGGGGCCAGCAAACGCCAGUGGAUGGAGGAGUUCAGUCACCCGGUGGAGAGCCUGGCUUUAACGGUGGAUGAGGUCAUCAACGUGCGACGCGUGCUGGUCAAGGCCGAGAUGGAGAAGUUUCUGCAAAACAAAGAGCUCUACAACAAUUUGAGGAAGGGCAAGGUAUGUUGCUGCUGCCGGGUCAAGUUUCCCCUCUUCUCCUGGCCCUCCACUUGUCUUCUGUGUAAAAGGUCUGUCUGUGGCUCCUGUAGCGCCAAGAUGAAGAUCCCUUCCAAGAAGUUGGCACACAUCCCCGUUUACACUGUGGGCUUCCACAACAGCCCCAGGAGCCAGCACCGCAAGAGCGAGGUCUACAAAUCGCUGCGCACGCUGUCCCGCCGCUCGGUGGAGGAGGAGUUCCCCCACCUGUACGCCCACGGCUGCAGCCUGCGCGACGUCUGCGCCGAGUGCACCAAGUUCGUGGCCGACGUCAUCUCCUCCAGCCGACGCAGCCUGGACAUCCUCAACAACACGCCCAAGCGCGAGAAGCCCUCUUCCCACACCUCCUCCUGCACCACCUCCUCCUACUACUCCUCCUCUUCCUCCUCCAGUUCCACCACCCAGCAGACCCAAAUGCAGACCCAGAACCAGCAGCCAGCACCCCAGGCCCAGACCCAGGCCCAGACCCAGGCCAAUCCACAUCCACAAACGCCAUCUACGCCAUCCAGGGGCAAGAUCAAAUGAACUAGGGGCCUACCCACCUCCUUACCAUAGAGAUUUCGCUAUCAUAGAUGACAAUGACUGAUGAUGAACUAUCUCCCAGCUUUAAGAAACCAUUGACACCUUUUUCUUCCAUGGCAGACCUCAGAUUGACUGAUUGUGUUGAUUGAUUGAUUGAUGGAUUGAGACUGACUGUCUGAUUGACUGACUGAUUGAUUGCUUGAGUGAGUGCUCUUGUUGACAAUCGAAUGAACUAUUGCACUGACGUUACUGCUUCUGCUUGGAAUGGCAGUUUUUUUGUGUGUGGCUGUCGCGGAUUGAUUGAUUCAUGGAAUGAAAUGGAUCAGAAGCUGUUGACACACUUUGUCUUGUUUGCUGAUUGACUUGAGAGACUUGUACGCAAUCCUGUAGCGUCGGUUUGGGUUGCCCCCUUUAGUGCACUGCUUAAGCUCCCACCCCACCAACCCACUGACCCCCACCUACACACUCUCUCACACAUACACCCAGGGUGCGAUUUGUACGAUGGGAUAGGAUCUGAGUAUCAGGGGAUUUUUCCCACCGUUCUGGUGUUGAUAUCCCCACCUCUACAAAAUGAUUUUAACGUCUGGUUGAGAAGAGGACUAUCCCCACUUCCUUCCUUCCUCUAUAGAGAUACAUGCAACUCGACUCCCAAUAAAUCACACCCUACACCCUACAUACACUUCACAUUUACCCCAACAUGUGCUGCAACCUCUCCUCAUCCUGCAACCCUGAACGGCCACCCUUUGCUCUGAUCAUCCCAUCAUCACGACCCCUAGUGCAAAUGCUCAUCUAGUGCUGCACCGCAUCACGCAAUGUGUCCCCUUCAGCUGGAUGGCACCAGGCAGAGUGCCAGUGAGGGACAGCGAAUGCCUUCUCUGCCUUAGCUUGUUCUUCACUUCCCCUCGACACCGCCAUCCUCCCUACUGCACAGCUCUGUACAAAAUAGUGGAUUAAGAGAGAAGGAUGAGGAGGACAAAGAAAACAACAACAACAACAACAUUGGGAGAAAGAGGGACAGGGUUAUUCCGGAAUGAAAACUCCUAGUUGCCUUGCAGUUCUUCUUUUUUAUGUUUGAAUGUACUGUAUAUUCAUUUGGCUUUUUGAAAAGCAAACCUGGCACAUCUCCAAGACACAACCCUUCCCCCUCACCACCCUCAGCACUAAAAUCAAGGCGUCGAAAGGUCAUGGAAUGACUUACUGUACGUGGAACUCCAGAAAGACUAACGCUGACACGACUGCCUGAACAACAAGCUGCUUUUGAGCACUUCAGAAUUGAACUGAAAGAAAAAAAAGAUAUAUUUAAAGAACAACAAAAUAACCUUAGCCAUGAAGGUUGGCGCAAGCUUGCGUGCUUUGCCACCACUGUGCGACUGUCUGAAUGUAUGCAGUGAAAACCAGUGGGCUCGUUUGUGAUAAUGGCAGCAAAAAUCUGAGCAGCACACAUGCGCCCUGUGAAUACUGUAGUGUAUACAGUGCAUUCUGGUAAGGAAUUUCUAACCAGAAUGUAUUGUGAUUGCAUAGUGUGCAUGCGUGCUGCGCAGAUUAGUGCAGCAUGUGGAAUCUUAAACGAGGCUAGUAAAGAGAGCGAGAGAGAUUAAAAAAAGGAGAGUUACGGUGUCUUUUUUGGGACACUUUGGUGAAGUUUCCAAAGUAAAACAUCUCGUCUCUGCACCUUACUGAACCCCACCCCAGGCUCUUGUGGACCACAACUGUGGUGUGGAAGAACAAGGGUGCAGUGUUCACUCAACACUUGGAGAGUAGAGUGUUAAAUUCAGUGUUCUAGUAUAAAUCGAGUGCCUCUAAGUGUUAUUUCAACACCUAGAGACUAGGAACAACACCAUGACUUUUACAUCUAACUCCCUAAGUGUUCAAUUAACACUGCGAAAUGUACCCAGUUGUGCGUCUCUCCCGGCUCAGUCCAGUCCUGCCCAGCCCGGCCCGUGGCCCUGCCCGCCCUCACCCACCUCUCCACAUGGUCUUGUGUGAUCUGCUUGUAUUUUGUAAACACCUCAACUGCAAUAAAUCAAACUGAAAAUAA
This is a messenger RNA of Engraulis encrasicolus (European anchovy), 4838 nucleotides long. It is a transcript of the gene spire2, whose product is annotated as spire-type actin nucleation factor 2. Gene Ontology annotation, molecular function: actin binding. The record is from RefSeq and is a predicted model, not a curated record. The transcript has 15 exons. Gene Ontology annotation, biological process: actin nucleation; polar body extrusion after meiotic divisions; establishment of meiotic spindle localization. Gene Ontology annotation, cellular component: cell cortex; cytoplasmic vesicle membrane. Lineage: Eukaryota; Metazoa; Chordata; Actinopteri; Clupeiformes; Engraulidae. The coding region runs from base 353 to 2803 and encodes 816 amino acids.